Messenger RNA from Talpa occidentalis (Iberian mole), 2791 nucleotides. It is a transcript of the gene CLN5, whose product is annotated as CLN5 intracellular trafficking protein. The record is from RefSeq and is a predicted model, not a curated record. Lineage: Eukaryota; Metazoa; Chordata; Mammalia; Eulipotyphla; Talpidae. Gene Ontology annotation, biological process: lysosome organization. Gene Ontology annotation, cellular component: lysosome; lysosomal membrane. The transcript has 4 exons. Gene Ontology annotation, molecular function: hydrolase activity, acting on glycosyl bonds. The coding region runs from base 1 to 1053 and encodes 350 amino acids.
AUGGCGCGGGCGGGGCGCGCGGGCCCGGGGGUCGCGGGGCGGCCGGGCGCGGCCCCGGGGCGCGCGCCCUGGCGCUGGGCCUUGGUGGUGCUCUGGCUGGCGGCGGCGGAGGGCGGCCCCUCCCGGCGCCAGUGGCCGGUGCCCUACAAGCGCUUUACCUUCCGUCCAGACACAGAUCCUUAUUGUCAAGCUAAAUACACUUUCUGUCCAACUGGUUCUUCUAUCCCAGUUAUGAAAGGUGAUGAUGUCAUUGAAGUUUUUCGGCUACAAGCUCCAGUAUGGGAAUUCAAAUAUGGAGGCCUCCUGGGACACUUGAAAGUUAUGCAUGAUGCCAUUGGAUUCAGGAGUACUUUAACUGGCAAAAACUACACGAUGGAAUGGUAUGAACUUUUUCAACUUGGAAACUGCACAUUUCCCCAUCUCCGACCUGAGAUGAAUGCCCCUUUCUGGUGUAAUCAAGGGGCUGCCUGCUUUUAUGAAGGAAUUGAUGAUAUUCACUGGAAGGAAAAUGGAACAUUAGUGCUCGUAGCAACCAUAUCAGGAAACAUAUUUAACAAAAUGGCUAAGUGGGUAAAAUGGGACAAUGAAACAGGGAUUUAUUAUGAAACUUGGACUGUCCAAGCCAGCACAGAAACAGGGGCGGAGACAUGGUUUGAAUCCUACGACUGUUCCCGAUUUGUGCUAAGGACGUAUAAGAAGUUGGCUGAUCUUGGAGCAGAGUUCAAGAAGAUAGAAACCAAUUACACAAGAAUAUUUCUUUACAGUGGAGAACCUGCUUAUUUGGGAAAUGAAACAUCUAUCUUUGGACCAAUAGGAAAUAAGACUCUUGCUUUAGCCAUAAAAAAAUUUUAUUACCCCUUCAAGCCUCAUUUGUCAACUAAAGAAUUUCUGCUUAGUCUCUUACAAAUUUUUGAUGCAGUGAUUAUUCAUAGACAGUUCUAUUUGUUUUAUAAUUUUGAGUAUUGGCUUUUGCCUAUGAAAUUCCCUUUUAUUAGAAUAACAUAUGAAGAAAUCCCCUUACCUGCCAGAAACAAAACACGUUCUGGUUUAUAAAAUCUUAAUUAUACUGCUUUUUUGUCUCCAUGCACCAGCAUAUUGGUUUUUCAGGGAGUAUUUUCACAUUUGUGAACUUCUUAGGCCUUUCUUCCUUGGGGAAGAGACCUAGAAUGCACAUGGGCAGACAGGACUUUCUGCUUGGAAAGAAGCUGAAACUCAUUGUAUUGGCCAAAGUAAGUAUGUCAAGUGGUUUUGCUAUAAACCUCCAAGCUUUUUGUUAAAAUGAAUACUUAUAUCAGAUAUAUAGCCUCUUUGGACUAAGUCUUUUUAAAUUGGUAUAUCAAGAUUUUAAAAAUAACUUCACUGACAUUUUCAUGGUGACAGCUAGUUUUUCUGUUACAGUAAUUAUAGGUAUAAGGUGACUUUACAGCUUUUAUAACUUUUGUAAACAGGUGUAGGGUAAAGAAAAUAUCAGGCUUUUCUGCCCUUCCACCAUCAGGAUAGAUGAUGGAUCCUUGUCCUGAAUGCAUGCCUGAUGGCGGGCACCUGGAGUAGGGUGUGGGCAUAGGUAGAUGGGAUUCAGCUGAGCUAAGACUGUGCUUUUAAGGGCGGCGUCACGGGGGGGACGCCAGCAGCCCCAGCCAGCAGCAGCAGAACUUGAAGGAGAAGCCGACGCAGAAGCAGAGAACGCCAGAUAGCCCAGAUAGAGUAAAGACUUGCUGGGGGCUGGGAGGCCUGCCAGCCUCCCAGCCCCCCAGCCAGCACCCCUGCCUGCCAUAUGCCUGGUGAACCCCAAUAAAAGACCUGCAAAACCACUGAGGACUCUGACUCCUCCUUUACCCGGUCUGCAUGGGAUCAGAGAACCUGCACCUGUGCCAUGUCCUGCCUUUACAACAGGUCUAGUAGUUUUGAUUUUGUUCUAUUCAAUUUACCUUAAAGACAGGUGUGGUUGUGCUUCCAACUGUGCUAAAUACACUGUUAAAGAGCACAAGUUUCUGGCUAGCAUCUUGGAACUAGCUAAUAACUGACAACCUGUGAUUUAAGCAACUUGUUAUCUCUAAACCUUAGUUUCAUUAUUUUAAGAUGAUCAUCUCUCGAGAUUGUUGUAAAAAUCAAAGCUAUGUAUGUUUGGCAUAGUAAGAUCACAAUAAAUGGAAGCUACUAAUCAAAGAACAAACUGCUGUCCUUUACCUUACCUAGUGUAGUUUACAUGUCAAACUUUCCUAGGUUUCGUGAUAAUCCCCUGGACUGUGAGCUGACAGCAUAGUGCCUCUGCCAACAUGGGGCAUGGAGUUGGCUGCAGAUAUGGCUGGGUGGAUGAUGACCUCUUACUCCUUCAUGUAGUCCUCCCGUCCUCUGCCCACUAAAGCUGCCAGCUAGUGGAAGAGGGUACAGUUGCUGAGGGGACAGUUUCUUGUCAAGAAUCUCCCAGGAGCUGGGCUUUGCCUACAACCAUGAAGUAGUUUCAAGGUCCACUAAGUGGGUGAUAAUAGCUGAAAACAUUCUUUCUAUUCAGGAAAAAAACAUCAGUCAGCAAGAUGAUGAAGCAGAGUUGAGAGAAAACCACCCACGUUUAAUAAAUAAAUGUACUAAUUAUGUUGUUCAGUUUCAACUUCCAUUUCCAUGCCUCCUGAGAGCACAGAUAAUUGUUCACCUGAUCCAAAUGAGUAAAAUGGGGUUCUUAGCUGUGACCUGUCCAUGGCUACCCAGCUAGUGAUAAUGGAGUCACAUUUUGAACUAGGUUCUGCUGUCUUACUGAGAUGUACUUUCAAACAGGUUUUUAGUUUACUUUUUU